Molecule: messenger RNA, 1560 nt
Organism: Trichoderma virens Gv29-8
Lineage: Eukaryota; Fungi; Ascomycota; Sordariomycetes; Hypocreales; Hypocreaceae
Exons: 1
Coding region: 1-1560 (519 amino acids)
Source: RefSeq, a predicted model, not a curated record
AUGGUGGAGAUCCUCCAAGGCCCAGAGAAUUGGCAUAACUGGAUCAAGUCCAUGUCCUGGGUUGGUUAUACUAUCUGGGAUUUGGUUGAUCCCUCCAAAGAGCAGAAGUCAACGCCGUUGCCGCCGCCAGCAAUUCCAACCUACAAGGAUGUCAAUUCCGGGGCAGUAGACACAAAUGAUCUAACUGUAACCGAAAUACUCAGGCUAAACGUGUUACAUGCCGAGUACUUGGUUAAACUUGAGAGAUAUGAGGACCAGCAGGAAGACCUUGCCACGUUGAGACGGGAAAUUGCCAACAGUGUCGGAGGGUAUGGGUACUUGAUUGCUGGCGAAUAUGAUCUCGCCAAUCAACUAGCCAUACUUAGCAACAAACUGAAACCUAGUGACGAGGCGUAUAGGCAAAUGAUAUCGGACCGAUAUUACGCUGCUUUGAGGGCACCGGUCAAGUCAACCCUGUGGGAUUGGUACCUCCAAUGGCUCAUAGCCUAUAAGACGGCUAAGGGCCUGGGUCUCCCCAAUACAAACGAUCUUUGUGCUACUCGCCUCGUCUUACGGGCCUUGGCGUCCAUCUACUCGACACUCUCCGACGACUAUGAAAUCCUGAUGGAAGACUUGGCCCAGUCGGACGAGCCUGGCUGGUACAAAGGCCUGCCUGAACCCCUUAUUAUUUGUAAGACCCUCGCAAGCCGGGGCGACUGCAAAAUAUUUAGGAAAAUCAAUCGCUCUGCAAACGUCCUAUAUGAGUCACAGAGGGCUGGGCCCCGCCCCCCUCGAAAGGCCCUGAUUCUUCAACAGCGCCGUAAGCCUUCUGAACGCACUGAGUUCGACGAACUGGCUUAUCGUAAUGAAGUUGCGAAGCUAUAUGAUUAUCACCUGUCGCUAGGCAUCGACGGGCAUAAGCUGGACGACUAUCUCAAGAGCUGGCGAAAAAUGAUUACAGAAGCUCGGCGCCUUGGCUAUCCACCAAUAUCAAACCAUUCGUUGGUUUUCUAUUUUCUAGAAAAGGUGUCCCCAAUUUAUAGGGAAUUUGCUUGUUAUUGGAAGAAUAAGAAGUUCGACAAAAAGACCGAGGAAGGACCAGAGGAUUCGCCUGAUCCUAUUGCGCUUAGUGAGAUGUUUGAGCGAUGUUUCAAGAGAAAAGUGCUUGGUCAAAUCGAUACUCUCUUUGGAUUUGGCCCAAGAUCAUAUGACUUCAAGCUAUACCAACCACGGGGAGGCAAGAAGUCGAAGCCUCCCAAACCAGUCAAGGCGGCUAAACCAACUGGCUCGCCCAAGUCACCUUGCCUUUGCGGCAUGCAGCACUUCUACACGCAAUGUUUUUACUUAGUCGACGAAAUAAGGCCUAUCCACUGGAUGCCGUACACCGAUGUGGCAUCUAAGGUGUUUAAGCAAUUGAAAAAUCCCUAUAUAAGGGCCAAGGUAGUCAAGGUCAUGGAGAAGAGGGGGGUAACAAUGAACAAGGUACCUCUUGAGGCUGCUCCAGGGCUGCGGAUAAUUCAAUCUGAUUGCAGUCAGAGUACAAAUAAGCUCAAUCCAAUUCAAUCAGAGAUACUCAAUUAA